CGGAAUAAUUCUAAAAUGUCACGCUGGAGACAGCUUCUGGGGUGGGAAACCCAACCACUUUUAAAAAAAAGCAGGGAAUAAAGUAAAAUAAAAUAAAAAAAAGGAAGAAAAUGGCGUGCGUGGGCCGCCAGAUAGCCGCUAUGCCUUUGGUUCGAUGGCGCCGGUAUGUUAAAACAGGGUUUGUAUCACGGUGCGGUGGAUGUGGGGUAAGGUUUUUUUGUCUGAUAGCGUUGCCUAUCGUACCAUGGCCUUUCCAUCUGCCCCUAUCAGCCCUUUGAUCCCACUCUCCCCGCGGCCUGCCUUCUCGCCUUGUUCGCCAAGAGAGACCAUCUUUCUGUCACCCUGACGCUCAGGUACCGGGAGCCCAAAAAAGUGCGGUGACAAUUCGGGACUUGAUUCACUCCGGAAAGAAAUAAAAACAGCGAUUGG
This is a messenger RNA of Umbelopsis ramanniana AG, 429 nucleotides long. RefSeq lists its product as uncharacterized. The record is from RefSeq and is a predicted model, not a curated record. Bases 111 to 278 code for a protein of 55 amino acids. The transcript has a single exon. Lineage: Eukaryota; Fungi; Mucoromycota; Umbelopsidomycetes; Umbelopsidales; Umbelopsidaceae.